Molecule: messenger RNA, 530 nt
Organism: Racocetra fulgida
Lineage: Eukaryota; Fungi; Glomeromycota; Glomeromycetes; Diversisporales; Gigasporaceae
Source: the annotation of a GenBank genome assembly
AUGGAAUAUCUUCAUUAUAAUCUCGUAUUACAAACAAUAAUGGAUGAAGCGAUUCGACGAAAAUAUUGUGGCCUUCUAAUGUUUGAUACACCCUCCUUUCCUUACAAAUCUAAUGGUAAAGUGAAUUCAUCGACACUAACCAUUGAUCAUACAACAUCGCUAGAGAAUAGCAGCAUAAGAACCCAAGACAAUUUCGUUUUUACCUCCUUCUUGGAACCAAUUCGUGUCAAACCGCAAACCCCUAUAAAAAAUAAACGGCCUAUUAUCUUGGAUUCAGAUUCGUCGCUAUUAAAUAACGAGGUCGAAAAGACGUCAAGUAUAGUGCAGCCAACUUCUGAAGACAGGACUCCUCGUCCUCCAAAUGCCUUCAUUUUAUAUAGACGUUCUAAACAGCCCGAAGUAACUCGGGAGCAUGGUAAUAUUUCUAACGCAAGAAUAUCAAAAAUUCUUGCCAAGCUUUGGAAAGAGGAAGAUGAAACUGUAAAACAUUAUUGGCAAAAAAUGGCCGACAAAAAAAAAAUGGAACAUAU